Colossoma macropomum (tambaqui) is the source of this 1456-nucleotide messenger RNA. Its product is annotated as membrane-spanning 4-domains subfamily A member 4D-like. NCBI's taxonomy places the organism in Eukaryota, Metazoa, Chordata, Actinopteri, Characiformes, Serrasalmidae. Bases 690 to 1397 code for a protein of 235 amino acids. The record is from RefSeq and is a predicted model, not a curated record. The transcript has 9 exons.
CUCGGCGCAUAUACUCCAGUAAGAUCCCAGCGUGCUGACCAGAUAUAUGAAAGGAAACAUGACAGCCAAAUCUUUCCAAAAAUACGGGGUAGACCGCAACACAACUGCACAGACUGCUUCCAUUGCAGAGCUGUCCCUUACCGCACCAGAGACACCGCCAGCUCUGUGAUGAACCUCUUUUUUAGUUGCACCAUGUAGGAGAGCCGAGGCUGACAGUGAGAGUGAGCCUACAUGGGGACAGUGAUUCUCCCUUUUCUGCGCGCUGUUCUAAGCUGAGUUAUGGACCAACAUUUUGAUGUCUCUGAGUUUCUCCUCCUGUACAAUAUUAAAAGGUAAACGUUUAAUAGCAUUGAGAUAAGCACUGAGUUGUAAAUGGACACAACACAUCAUAAUGAGUGCUGGACCUGCUAGAGUUCAGUCUGUUUGCAGGUGUUUGUUUUAGACCCCUAACAAAGACUUUAACAGAAUGCAAACCUGUUUGGAGCUCAGACCGAGACAUUUGGAGUCCCUCCUACUUGGACUUGCUCCAGCUUGCAGGAAUACAUACUUUUAUUUUCUGUGGAAAGCAGUGUGUAAGCCACUCCUCCUGAGGGGUACAGAAAAGUCUUUCAGAAGAGGAAGAGGAAAAGCAAACACCAACUGCACUCCAGGACGAAAACAGCAGGUGAAUAAUUCAGUUCACUUUAAAGAUGUCGGCCACUGCAGUUUCACUCUCUAACAUGAGGAAUGGCUACACCAUUGUGACCCAAGUGAUCCCCCCACCAACAUCAACUGAACCUGGGCAAAUGAUCUACACUGUAGACCCACUUCAGAAGUUUCUGAAAGGAAAACCAAAACUAUUAGGAAGUGUUCAAAUAACCAUCGGUUUGUUGAAAGUCGUACUUGGUAUUGUGAUCAUUGUGAUGAACUUUGACAUUUCCCCUGUCUUCGGUGGAAUUGCAUUAGGGUUUGCUUGGAUGUACAUCAUCACCGGCUCUCUGGCUGUUUCAGCAAGUAUAAACCUUCAUCACUGUGUGGUGAGGGGUGCUCUGGUGAUGAAUGUGAUAAGCACAAUAACUGCAGCGAUAAACUUCGCUGUGUCAUUGGUGUUUUUGGUACUCGAGCUACAGUGUAGGACCAGCAUCUAUCCUUGUCCUGAGAGCCCAAUCAUUGAGCUUGUUGUAGUGCUGGUGAUUUGUUCCAUAAUUCAGUUCAUCAUCUCCAUCUGUGUCUCAGUCUUUGCCUGUAAAGCCGCCUGCAGCAAUGAACCUUCUGUGAACAUCUCUGUGGCUCCAAACCAAGCAGGACGUCCUGAUUACCCCAGUGAGCAGUAUCCACUGAAUGCAGUCAGUGGUGCCUCCAUGAACAGUCCACCAAUGGAAAGUCCUCCAUCAUACAGUGAGAUAAAAGAUAACUGAGACUAAAAACAUCUCCAGAUGAAACACCACAAUAAAACUAUAAAUAUUCUGCUACCAUA